AUGUCGACGAAAAACCUACUUCGCCACAUCUUUCGCCACGGUCCGCGAGGCAAAACUGACGAAGAUGCAUUGCCACUUGAGCCAAAGCUGCUGCCAGCCACUGAGUUUGCCACCAACAACACGCGCAAGACGGUAGCUGCCCAAGACAACCCACGUGCCACUCCCAACACUCUGCCACCUCCACCGAAGACACCCGAGCCCUUUGGCCUUCAAGAUAUCGCCGAGGAGAACACCAUCGACACGCCUUCAACAGUUGAGACUGCGUCUUUGACAGAAACCCUCACUUCACUUGACCUCGAGAUCAGCACCUUCUCUGCGUGCGAGCUUGUUCAUGCCACGCUGGAAGAAGCUAGGUCUGCGGUUACGUCCCACCUCGAUACUAUCAACACCACACUGUCGCUGCUGGAGGCACUCGAUGGCUUCAGCGCGACGAUCUCAGAGCUACGGGGAGAAAUGCUGGACAAGAAGCAGGCUUGCGAAGAGCAGAUGGCGACGUUGGAUGCCGUUGAACGGGCAAUCGAGGGAAUGGCUUUUGCCGGAGAACUACAAGAGCAGGAUAUCAGAGAGGAAGACGCAUAUUAA
Didymella exigua CBS 183.55 is the source of this 582-nucleotide messenger RNA. RefSeq lists its product as uncharacterized. The record is from RefSeq and is a predicted model, not a curated record. Bases 1 to 582 code for a protein of 193 amino acids. The transcript has a single exon. Lineage: Eukaryota; Fungi; Ascomycota; Dothideomycetes; Pleosporales; Didymellaceae.